CAAAUAUUCUGGGUACACUUAUGUCUAUAUUUGUUUGAACAAAGGUCAUAUCAUUAUCUUAUCACGUUUUGUUUGCUUACAAUAAUAGCCCAACUUUGCGAUAGUUACAAUCGUAAUGUUUAGCUAUGUGUGCCAAACCACGCAACGAGGAGUCUUCCUCGCAAAAAAUGUAUCUCACCAAGCUCGUUUGUUUAGUGGUAACUUUAGGCACUUGGAAGUGAUAAACGAUGAAAAUAACGUUGCUAUCGUUACAAUGAAACGCGCACCAGUGAAUAGCCUAAAUGCUGAAAUUCUGUCUGAAAUUUCAGGCCUUUUGACCAAUUUAGAAGAAACCAAGUGCGCGGGAAUGGUUUUAACAUCGUUUUCCGACAAAGUGUUUUGUAGCGGACUGGAUAUCAACGAGCUGUCUACAUCGCAACCGGCGACGAUCCGGACGCUAUUUUCCACACUUUUGGAGGUCUUCAUAAAACUGUACGGAAGCACUUUUCCAACGGUGGCCGCAAUCACUGGUCACGCGCCUGCUGGAGGUUGUGUUCUGGGUUUGUUCUGUGAAUACCGUAUAAUGGUACAAAAUUUUAAAAUCGGUUUAAACGAGGAUCAAUUAGGAUUUAAUGCCCCUUCGCCAAUUGUAAAAUUGAUGAUAAACACAAUCGGCCAUAGAAACGCGGAACUGGCCUUAACAUCGGGGAGACUUUUUACCACAAGUCAAGCACUGCAAGUGGGAUUGGUUGAUGAAAUCGCAAAGGAUAGAACUGAAGCAUUUGAGAAAGCAGAUGGUUUUCUGCGUCGGUUCGAAAUGAUACCGCCACUAGCCAGGAAUUUUACCAAACAGAGUAUGCGAAGAGCACUUCUGCAGGACGUAACAAUUAAUCGAGAAAAAUAUACUGAAGGUUUCGUGUCGAUGAUCUCGCUACAUGAAGUACAACAAUCGAUAGCGGCCUACUUGGAUAAUUUGAAAAAUAAAAAGAGGAAUGCCCAUUAAUUUUAAAAAUUUUUUAAAACCGGUCAAGGAUAACUUCAUAAUAAAAUUUGUUAGGCUACACACAAAAAAAAUUAAACUAACAUCAAUUGAUUUGGGGGAUAAAUGAUGAUAAAUUGAAAAUUUUAAAUUCUUAAAAAUAACCCCAUAUGGCAGUACACUAAACUAAAAG
Photinus pyralis (common eastern firefly) is the source of this 1151-nucleotide messenger RNA. RefSeq names its product enoyl-CoA delta isomerase 1, mitochondrial-like. Lineage: Eukaryota; Metazoa; Arthropoda; Insecta; Coleoptera; Lampyridae. The coding region runs from base 116 to 982 and encodes 288 amino acids. Gene Ontology annotation, cellular component: mitochondrion. The record is from RefSeq and is a predicted model, not a curated record. Gene Ontology annotation, biological process: fatty acid beta-oxidation. Gene Ontology annotation, molecular function: enoyl-CoA hydratase activity. The transcript is spliced from 4 exons.